Molecule: messenger RNA, 1040 nt
Organism: Symphalangus syndactylus (siamang)
Lineage: Eukaryota; Metazoa; Chordata; Mammalia; Primates; Hylobatidae
Gene: IL36A
Product: interleukin 36 alpha
Biological process (GO): cytokine-mediated signaling pathway; inflammatory response to antigenic stimulus; positive regulation of gene expression
Molecular function (GO): cytokine activity
Source: RefSeq, a predicted model, not a curated record
AGAAAACCCAAGUGCAGUAGAAGCCAUAGUUCAUAAUGGUAGGGAUACAGGGUCCUUCGUAACAGAUUAUCAGUGUGGCCUAUGCUGGAAAGUCUGGUGACCUCUGAUUUUUUUUUUUUUGCUUCUGGGCCUUUGGCCUUGGCACUCUUUGUCAUAUUAGAGUUCCUGGGUCUAGGCUUGAGCAGGAUUCAUAGGUGCAGCUGCUUCUUCUGGAAGUAGACUGCAUCCAAGAAAGUAAGGGUGCUGGGUGAGUUCUGGGAGUAUGGGUUCUGACUGGGGUCACUGCUGAGCUGGCCGCCAGUCUUUCUUCUGACCCAGGGUUACACUGUGGCUUGGGACUGACUCAGGUCCUCUCUUGGGGUUCGUCUGCACAUAAAAGGACCCCUAUCCUUGGCAGUUCUGAAACAACACCACCACAAUGGAAAAAGCAUUGAAAAUUGACACGCCUCAGCGGGGGAGCAUUCAGGAUAUCAAUCAUCGGGUGUGGGUUCUUCAGGACCAGACCCUCAUAGCAGUCCCGAGGAAGGACCGUAUGUCUCCAGCCACUAUUGCCUUAGCCUCAUGCCGACAUGUGGAGACCCUCGAGAAAGACAGAGGGAACCCCAUCUACCUGGGACUGAAUGGGCUCAAUCUCUGCCUGAUGUGUGCUAAGGUCAGUGACCAGCCCACACUGCAGCUGAAGGAAAAGGAUAUAAUGGAUUUGUACAACCAACCCGAGCCUGUGAAGUCCUUUCUCUUCUACCACAGCCAGAGUGGCAGGAACUCCACCUUCGAGUCUGUGGCCUUCCCUGGCUGGUUCAUCGCUGUCAGCUCUGAAGGAGGCUGUCCUCUCAUCCUUACCCAAGAAUUGGGGAAAGCCGACACUACUGACUUUGGGUUAACUAUGCUGUUUUAAGAUACAUUCCUCUGUGAUGAAGUAUCAAGACCUUUUGGAUUCUGACAAGGAGAAGGAGAUAUAAAUGUUCCAUCAGAAAGAGGAGACCAAAAAGAAAGCUGCGCUUCUCCUGGGCUUGGCUUAUGUCUCAGUGAAGUUAUAUAUG